This is a messenger RNA of Pocillopora verrucosa, 357 nucleotides long. NCBI's taxonomy places the organism in Eukaryota, Metazoa, Cnidaria, Anthozoa, Scleractinia, Pocilloporidae. The record is from RefSeq and is a predicted model, not a curated record.
UUGCAGUUUAACAUCCGAGGAUUUACGCUUCACCGAAAAGAGCUAUAUACUUCGUUAUCAUUACUUUUGGUUACACUUCUUUUUGGCGCCCUAGUUAACGACUUUGUUGCAAUCAUAGACGUGGAGAUGCCUGAGAACUCGACUCACGAGUUCACCUUUGUGAUCCUGUUGCUCCACUGUGUAUCCUUUACACUCUCCAUCCUGGGUUUUGUUUAUAAUAGUCUAGCCGAGAAAAGCAUUGGAACGAUAUUAGGACAAAUUUUAGUAGCUUUUAAUAUGGGUUUAUUCGUUUGUCGUAUAUUUCUUGAGUUAGUCUUCCUCGAAUUUCGACCAGAAGAGAUGGCAACUACCACGUAA